AUGCCCGCGGCCGUGCUGCUCGGGUGGGAGCCGUCGCCCGCCGCCGCGCAGCUGCGGCGGCGGACGGCGCGGCUCGCGGCGCGGGCGAAGCAGGAGCAGCCACGGGGGGCUGGCGCCGUGGCGCAGCCCGCUCCGUUGGGGUCUCGACCGCAGGGCGUUGCUGGCAGCAGUUGGGAAACCUAUUGGUCGCCAGAGCUAUUCUUGUGCAAGGCCGACAUCUCCUCGUCCGCCAGCACACAGCCACCUUCCGCGGACGAGCUCGAGCCGCCCUGCAAGCCCUCUUCCAGCCUGGGUGCGGAGGGCGCCAAGGCGGUGCUGGAGCGGCCUUACCCGUUGCUCGCGCUGCCGCAUGCGGCCGCAGCGUUGCUCCAGCACGGCGCGGAUGCCUGCGGACACAUGCUGCAGGAGCCGCGGCCCGCGCCGGCCGUGGCCGCGGGCGCCGUCGCGGGGAGCUUCCUGCUGGGGCUCCACCACACGGCCGCGGUCGCCGCGGCGGGCGGCUCGGUACCCUUCGGCGGCGUCGCGUCGGCCUCCGUGGUGGCCCUCGGCUCCGCGAGCUGCCUGGCGUCCCUCGGCGCCGCGCCGGCCGACGGAGACACGGUGGCCCUGUGCCCGUGGUCGACCCUGGCGCUCGCGUGCUUGUGCAGCUUCCUGGCGCCGCUGCCGCUGGCCCCGCUGCCGAGCACGGCCGUUGCGAGCCUGGUCGGCCCGGUGCGUCUCGCACUCCCGGGCGCGGUCGGCGCGGUGGUCCUGUUCGAGCUCGGCCACCGGCACUGGUCGCGCAUCGACGGCGCGCGGGUGGCGCUCUUUCGGGAUGCGGAGAGGGAUCUGGACGUCUCUUCGUCUGACGACGGCGCGCAGUGGAACGAUGGCCUGCUUGGCCUGGUGCGGGAGCACUGGUGGCGCCAUUUUGGCGUACGUCCAGGAGGACAGCUGGGUGUCGGGUGCGCAUUCCUCGCCGUGGACGUGUCGAUAACCUAUUUCGCCACGCACUUGGAUCUUUUAGUGACGCAGUGGAAGAACACUUUCUUCAAUACGCUGCAGGCGAAGGACGUGGUCGGCUUCCACCACCAGCUCUGGGACUUCGUCCCCCUCACCCUGGCUUCCACCCUAGGCAGCAUCUACGGCAGCUACCUCACCACGUUGUGGGAUCUCCGCUGGCGGGAGGAGCUCACGCAGGAUUUCGUUGGCAUGUGGAUGGGCAUGAAGUCAUACUAUUACGUUCGCUUUGCGGACCAAGGUUCGGGGGCAUUGGACAAUUUCGACCAGCGGAUCGUGGAGGACACGUCGAUCUUCGUCAGCAACUCGCGGGCGCUGCUCUCUGGCGCCACAGGCGCGCUGAUCCGACUGAUGGUCUUUUUCCCGGCGCUCGUUCGAUUGGCGCCCAGCCCCACGGUCUGGCAGCUGUGUCUCGUGCUCUCGCUCGCGUCCAGUGUUGCCACGCAUCUCGUGGGACGCAGCCUCUCCAUGCGCAACGCGGCCCUGCAGCGGACCGAGGCCGACUUCCGCACGGCCAUGAUGCGCACGCGCCUGUUCGCCGAGCCCAUCGCGUUGCAGCACUCGGAGGCGGCCGAGAGCGCCGGCGCUAUGCACUACUUCGAGGGCAUCAAGGCGGCGACCUGGAUGGUGGCGCGUUCGGCGUUCAACCUGAGCACGUUCACCUCCGCCUACGGCCUAGUGGGCAGCGUUUUCCCGAUCUUGGUGCUGGUGCCGUACUAUUUCCACGGGGACAUCAGUCUGGGCCUCAUGUUCCAGAUAGAGGGUGUCCUCGGGGGCGUGAGGCAGAGCCUCGACUUCUUCAUCGGCGCGUACGGGGACAUCUAG
Messenger RNA from Prorocentrum cordatum, 1824 nucleotides. Lineage: Eukaryota; Dinophyceae; Prorocentrales; Prorocentraceae. The record is from the annotation of a GenBank genome assembly.